GUGACCGCUCCGAGUCUCUUCCCACAGGAUCCCGCUGCACAAGUUCAAGAGCGUCCGCCGCACUCUGUCUGAGAUGGGUGGCCCGGUGGAGAACCUCCUCUCCAAGUACCCCAUGUCCAAGUACUCCCAGGGGAUGCCACCCGUGACUGGGGGCCCUGUGCCAGAGAUGCUCAAGAACUACAUGGAUGCCCAGUACUACGGGGAGAUCGGCAUCGGGACACCCCCCCAGUGCUUCACGGUCGUCUUUGACACGGGGUCCUCUAACCUGUGGGUCCCCUCUUCCCACUGCAAACCGCUGGACUUCGCCUGCUGGUUCCACCACAGGUACCACAGCUCCAAGUCCAGCACGUACGUGAAGAAUGGCACCACCUUCAACAUCCACUACGGCUCGGGCAGCCUCUCGGGCUACCUCAGCCAGGACAGCGUGUCGGUGCCCUGCAACGUGGAUGGUGGAGGAGGCAUCCAGGUAGAGCGACAGACCUUUGGCGAGGCCACCAAGCAGCCAGGGAUCACCUUCAUCGCAGCCAGGUUCGACGGCAUCCUGGGCAUGGCGUACCCCCUCAUCUCUGUCAACGAUGUGGUGCCCGUCUUUGACAACCUCAUGUCCCAGAAGCUUGUGGAAAAAAACAUAUUCUCCUUCUACCUGAACAGAGACCCAACGGCGCAGCCCGGGGGUGAGCUGAUGCUGGGCGGGAUGGACUCCAAGUACUUCCAGGGUUCCAUGACCUACCUCAACGUCACCCGCAAGGCAUACUGGCAGAUCCACAUGGACAAGCUGGAGGUGGGCAGCGAAUUGACCCUGUGUAAGGGCGGCUGUGAGGCCAUCGUGGACACAGGCACCUCCCUGAUGGUGGGCCCCGUGGAAGAGGUCGAGGAGCUGCAGAAGGCCCUGGGGGCCGUGCCGCUGAUCCAAGGCGAGUACAUGAUCCCCUGUGAGAAGAUCUCCAGUCUGCCUGACAUCGUCCUGUCUCUGGGGAACAAACCCUACACCCUCUCGCCCGAGGCCUACGUUCUCAAGGUGUCCCAGGCCGGGAAGACCAUCUGCCUGAGCGGGUUCAUGGGCAUGGACAUCCCCCCGCCGGGGGGCCCACUCUGGAUCUUUGGCGACGUGUUUAUCGGCAGCUACUACACUGUCUUCGACCGUGAUAACAACGCUGUGGGCUUUGCUGAGGCCACCAAGGUCUAGUGCCCCCCCCCCAACCCCCCGGGGCCACCACUCUUCAUCCUUUGGGCUCUACAACUGACCUUCACAGGCCCUGUUCGCUCGGUCUGUCCGUCCCUCUGUCCGAUGGAGGGGCUGGAGCAUGCACCUGCCUCACUAACGUGGAGGCACAGCCAGGGCUCAACACGGACCCCUGCCUACCCUACAGCCCCCUGCUACCCAGCUGGGCCCCCCAGCGGCCCCUUCCUCCUUCAAAGAAGCCCACCCUGCCUAAGGGUCCUUCCGCCCCAGCUCUGCUGCCCUCUGCACCCCAGGAAGGGUGAGGGAGGGGACCAAGCCUGCAAGGAGGUCUUGGGGGAAAGCGGACCUGACCCCUGGGGUGGGGCUGGGAGGCUGGAAGCUGGGCCGGCCGCCGUGGCUGGCCCCCGAACGGAUGAGACAAUACAACUGUCCAGCCUC
Molecule: messenger RNA, 1621 nt
Organism: Echinops telfairi (small Madagascar hedgehog)
Lineage: Eukaryota; Metazoa; Chordata; Mammalia; Afrosoricida; Tenrecidae
Gene: CTSD
Product: cathepsin D
Exons: 8
Coding region: 74-1186 (370 amino acids)
Biological process (GO): proteolysis
Cellular component (GO): lysosome
Molecular function (GO): aspartic-type endopeptidase activity
Source: RefSeq, a predicted model, not a curated record